UGUGAUUUUACUAUUAUAACCAUACUUGUAUUCAGGUAGACAUUGUGAAUAGAUAAUUGAUAAUAGUACUUUUGAUCAAAGUUAGGCUCACCACUUUCGACACAUAUUUUAAAGUAACGUGAGAACUUGGUAGGACGCACCUGUUGCGAAAACUUCGGAUAUUGGUAAAAUCUACUACGUCAAAGCAUAGAGUUUGUGCUUACAUGAACUGAUUUUGGCUUCUAGUACAAGUUAGCUGAUCACACUUUUAAGUUGUAUUGGUUAUUGGAUAUAUGCGUAGAUUGAGCUCGUGUUUGUAAUAAGUCAGAAAGCCGAUAUUUGUACCAUGGCUGAGAAGACUGAGGAAGAGAAAGCUCCAAGCUCUUCACACAACCUGACGUGUCCACUAUGUCUUGAUAUCUUUGACGAAGCAACCAUCCUGACUUCAUGCGGACACACCUUCUGUCGGAAAUGUCUCAAGAACUAUGACCUGUCCCACCAGGAUCUCGAUCACAUGCUCUGUCCUCUUUGCAGGAAGAUCACCAAGUUGUCUGCGAAGCGUGUCGAUGAUUUCCUCACCAACGUGACGGUCAACGGACUUGUAGACGAUUACCACGCCAAGUGUGGAGGAAUGAACGCUGUCCUUGAGAUGCGUCCAAAAUGCACUGCUUGCAAGUUUCAGCAAGAUGCCGUCUCAUUCUGCUGUACAUGUAAUAACUACAUUUGUAAUAAGUGUCUGGAUUGUCAUCAACAUCUUACAGUCUUUGAAGAUCACGAGAUUGUAUCCACACAGGAUAUCAUCAACGGGAAGGCCAGUAUUGGUCAUCUACCCGAGAAGUGCUGCAUCCACAAACAAGAGAACAAAGAUAUGUUUUGUGAGGAUUGUAAGGUCCAUGUUUGUCACAAGUGCGUGAUCGUCGGUCAUCAAUAUCACAGCAUCAAGAAUCAGGCUGACUUCGAGCAGCAGUUACGUCUUAAGGUGAACGACCUUGUCCAGCGUUGUGCCGCUAAGAAAUCAGAACUGGAAAAAAACAUUCAGAAUGUGGAAGUACAACGCCACGAAGUAUACAGUGCCGUGCAGAAACUACUGGACGAUGUCAGUCAAGCUUACAGCAUCAAGGCAAAAGUGCUUGAGGAUAAUCAUCGAAAUCUCAUCGAGCAAAUCAAUGUAGUAAAGCGGAGUUUCGAUGACGACCUCAACGUCUUGAAAACCAAUGAUCGACAGAGAAUCAAGAGUAUUUGUAGUUCAAGAACACUGGUGGCCAAUGACAGACUGGGUCAUCUUGAGACAGACAGUCUGUCUGCUCAUGCUUUGCUCUGUGAGGAGCUUGAUGCCAUGCUGAAGGAGGCUACUGAUCACAAUUCUGCGGCAGCCAUUACGAAGAAAGCACAGGAGAAGAGGUUCAAGCCUGCAGAUGAUACUCGUCUUAAUCUCGGGAGCAUCUCAGGAUCAGCUCCCAAGUUGCAAGUCAUUCAGUGUGUAGAUCUUCGGGGACACAUGUGGGGAAUGACCCCAUACUCUGAUGACAGUGUGGCUAUCGGAUAUAAUGGUGCACAUGGUAUAGAUAUCAUUGAUUCAGCUGGUAAAACGCAGCAGUAUGCAAACAUACCAAGUAACAUGAUGUGUUAUAAUCUUGUUUUUCAACAAGACAGGUCUGUAUGCAUAUCGACGGUUGGCAAAGAAGUAUACACAUAUUCUCCCAAUGGAUCAAGGAAAUCAACCAUCCCCUGUCCAAACAGCACAGGCCUACACAUACUAAACAGAAGUCCAUCAGAUGAAAUCCUCAUCGCCAGCGAUCAAAAGCAAGUCCAUAUCUAUGACCCGACUGGAUCCACUCUCAAGCACACUGUUCCAACAAAACACAACAUUACGGGCCAGGUAUCUGCUACCAGGUCGGGUUUGAUCGUCACGAGUUCAUGUCAUCACUCCCGUCCAAGCGUGGUGACGGUCUAUGACAGGGAUGGGAAUGCUGGUAAGUCUCUACAAGCUCCAAACGGUGUCCAUCUGUUUGCUGCCCUGGAUGAGCAGGACAGGGUGUAUGUAGCGAGUGUUAGACCUACAAAUGAUCAAGUGGUGAUCAGGCUCUAUGACCUUGAUGGUCUGAACCUGAAGGAAAGAGUUGAGUUCAAUUUACUCAAUAUUGAACUUGUUUCUAGUCGGGGUUACUUGGUUUUACUCUCACCAGACAUGCUCGCGUUGGCUUCUCACAAGAAGUUGUAUUUUGUCAAAGUAUCGCUAUAA
Messenger RNA from Strongylocentrotus purpuratus (purple sea urchin), 2221 nucleotides. Its product is annotated as E3 ubiquitin-protein ligase TRIM71. The record is from RefSeq and is a predicted model, not a curated record. The transcript is spliced from 2 exons. Bases 326 to 2221 code for a protein of 631 amino acids. NCBI's taxonomy places the organism in Eukaryota, Metazoa, Echinodermata, Echinoidea, Camarodonta, Strongylocentrotidae. Gene Ontology annotation, molecular function: ubiquitin-protein transferase activity; protein binding; zinc ion binding. Gene Ontology annotation, cellular component: chromatin; nucleoplasm. Gene Ontology annotation, biological process: positive regulation of DNA-templated transcription.